Messenger RNA from Papaver somniferum (opium poppy), 1131 nucleotides. RefSeq names its product putative RING-H2 finger protein ATL21A. Lineage: Eukaryota; Viridiplantae; Streptophyta; Magnoliopsida; Ranunculales; Papaveraceae. The transcript has 2 exons. The coding region runs from base 16 to 1131 and encodes 371 amino acids. The record is from RefSeq and is a predicted model, not a curated record. Gene Ontology annotation, molecular function: polysaccharide binding.
UACCGAACUUACUAAAUGGGUGCUUCAAUAAUCAUAUUUCCUUUCUUUUUAUUCUGUUUCUUUUGUUUUCCAUGUUUCAUAAUUGCGAGUGUCGAAAAUUGUUCAAAUAAUCGGUGUAGCAAAUUUGACCCUAGUAUCUUAUAUCCCUUCAGAAUUAAAGGGCGUCAAAGCGAACCAUGUGGUUAUCGAGGUUUUGAUCUUACCUGUAAUAAUAUGAGUAGGACAGUUUUAGAACUGCCAUUUUCUGAACCUUUCUUCGUCCAAGGUAUCAACUAUGGCAAUACUCAUAAUGAGAUACAACUUGUAGAUCCGGAUAACUGUCUUGCUAGGCGUUUUCUGAAACAGGUGAAUCUUUCUGGUACCCCUUUCAUUGGUAUUGAGUAUAAGAAUUAUUCGUUCUUUAGCUGCCAGUCGGAAACUAACGAACUUGCGAAGGAUAUAAGUUGCCUUAGUAACUCCACACACCAAGUAUUUGCUACAGCUAAUACAACAAGUUCCAGUAGUUCAUGGCCUCACGCAAAUUGCACGUUAAUUGUUACUGUACAAGUUCCAGUUGAAUCCGGUAAGGAUGUGUAUGAACAUCCUUGGUUUGCAUAUACAAAUGUUCUUCAUCUCACAUGGCCUUGGAAGCAAGCACCAUACUGCAAACGAAAUGGCUGUAAUGAAAGGUCAAACUUUCCAUCCUUCAGAGACCCUGAUGUUCCGAGGCGUGGUGGUAACAUAUUUCUUAUCGUCAUGGGAAUCCUAAUACCGACCGCAAUAGCCACUUAUUUGUGCUACAUUAUUUUAAAAAGUAAAGGCUUUUUCUCUGGGCGUGGUAUUGCAGCAACCAGCUGGUCCAGCUCAUCAGAAUUAGUUUCCAUAUCCACCGGUUUAGAUGGUCCAGCAGUAAAAUCCUUACCCACGAUAGUUGUUCGUGAGAGUGGACGAUUGCCCAAUCCAGACAAUAAUAUUUGUUCGAUAUGUUUGUCAGAGUAUCAACCAAACGAGACACUGAAGACAAUGCCUGCAUGUAAUCACUGUUUCCACGUUGAUUGUAUUGAUGUUUGGCUUCUUUUGAAUUCAACGUGUCCUAUCUGCCGGAUAUCUCCGGUUUCGGAAAAAAAUGCUAUAGGUACCCCUCAAGGCUAG